UGGGGAAUUGAAAAGGAAAAGCAUCUCGGAGGAGGGUGGGGGGAGGGAGGCUGUGCGGUAUACUCUCUCUCUCUCUGACUUAGCCUAAGCCUCACCCGGGAGAGGAGCGUCUUCGCUCAGCUCCUCGAGCUGCUUUCUGUUACUUCCCCGCCCAUCUCUGCUGUCAGCAGCACCAGCAAAGUUGGCCUCAAACUUGAACGGAGCUGAAGGCUCCAGCCUCCCGAAGCUCCGCGGGGGCAUCGGGCCUGCCUCAGCCUCCGAACUCAGCUGGCCCGGAGAAGCCGACCCCGGCCAGCUCCCGGGUAGCCCUUGCUCCCCUGGGGGACGCUUCUGCCCCUGGCCUGUCGGCCCCCAGUCUGGGCAGAGGAAUGGUGUGCUGAGCUCUCUCUGGAGCCGAUCAUCUCAGCCUGAAGCUGGAGCAACCCAAGGCCCAAGCCAGCAUGGCCAACCCGUUGCAGCCUCAGUUUCCCUCAGCCCAGGAGCCAGGCACCGCCUUACCCCUGGACCUGCCGGAGAUGGAGAUGCUCCUCACGAAGGUGGAAGGCAAGGAUGACAAGCCGCUGAAGCUGUCCAAGUCCCUCUCGAGGGCCCUGGACCUGGAGCAGAAUGGCCACGGCCUGCCCUUCAAGGUGGUAUCCGAGGGGCGCCAGGACGCCACGCUCCCCUGGUCGGCCUCUCGGGCCAGCUCUAGGCGGGCGUCCUCCAUUGCCACUGCGUCCUCUGCCCAGGACCAAGAAGUCCCCAAAGAUUACCUUAUCCUUGCCAUUGCCUCCUGCUUCUGCCCCGUGUGGCCCCUCAACCUCAUCCCCCUCAUCUUUUCCAUCAUGUUCAUACCGGUGGAAUCAUACAGCAUGUGGUCCUUUGGGACCAGCAGCAAGCUUCACCUGGCAUUUACAUCACAGGGCCCGGAGCCAAAGAAAGGUGUGGUCAGGUUUCCAUUUUGGUGGAGCAGGUAAGAGGAGGGGUGGAAGGAGCCUCUCUGAGCCUGGCAGUUGGGAGAAGGAACCUUUGCAGGAACACUAGGUGAGAGAUGAAGAGGUCUGGACCAAGGCCCUGGCAAGGGGCAGAUAGGGUUUCUGGAAACCUAAGAGUUGUUAACACAGAACAUUUAUUUAUUUACUCAGUCAAUCAUUCACUUGACUGGCAAGUUGCUUGUUUGGAGGCAACUAAAUGGUAGAGAAUGAUUAGGUCCCCCUUGAAUGAAUAUGCCUCUUUUACCAAUGAGGUGCCAUGCUAGGCAUUUGGGAGGAUGGAUGACAUGGUCUGCUUGACAUGGCCAAAGGAUGCAAGGGUAUGAUGAUGGAAGGAGGUGGGCAGGGACCCGCUCUAGGAAUUUAAGUUUUAUCCCAGUGGCCCUGAAGGAGCCCCUGAAAAAAAAAUUUUUUUUAAGGAUUUUAUUUAUUUAUUUGACAGAGAGAGAGAUAGCGAGAGCAGGAACACAAGCAGGGGGAGUGGGAGAGGGAGAAGCAGGCUUCCUGCCGAGCAGGGAGCCUGAUGUGGGACUCGAUCCCAGGACCCUGGGAUCAUGACCUGAGCCGAAGGCAGACGCUUAACGACUGAGCCACCCAGGCGCCCAUCCCCUGAAAAAUUUUAAGCAGAGGCAUGAUGUGGUCUGUUCAAAUUUUAAAACCAACACCCAACUGCACUGUGGGAAAUGAGCUGACCUGGCAGGACUGGGAGUAGGGAGACCCCAUAGCAGGCUUUUGAGACAGUCCAGGUGGGCUGAUGAAGGCAUGGACCAAGCAGUGGCUUAGGAAGGAGGGCACCAAUGAGAGAAUUGUUGAAGAGAAAAUAACAGCACUUUCUUCACACUCCUGAUUAUCCAACUCCAAGAUAGAGCUGUCUCUAAGACAGCGCUGGGGACUGCGGCAUUUAAGGGGUGGGCAGAAGGAAGUGGACAGGAAAGAGUUUUUUUUUUUAAAGAUUUUACUUAUUUAUUUGACAGAGAGAGGCACAGCGAGAGAGGGAACACAAGCAGGGGGAGUGGGAGAGGGAGAAGCAGGCUUCCCGCUGAGCAGGGAGCCCGAUGCGGGGCUCAAUCCCAGGACCCUGGGAUCAUGACCUGAGCGGAAGGCAGACGCUUAACGACUGAGCCACCCAGGCACCCCAGGAAGGAGUUUUGAAAAGAAUAUUUCGGGGGGGGUGGGAGGCUAAAUAGAAGAGAGGGGGAGACGCCCAGGGAAGAGCAAGUUUGAAAGGAGGAGGGAUGGUCACAUGCAGUGCAGAGGUCAGGUCCAAUAAAGAUGGGAGUGUCCACUGGCUGGGCCAUUUACCGACCCUCGGUUACCCUGGUGAUGGACAGGGUUAGGCAAAAAGGAGAGAGGUGACUGAUGAGUUUCAUGAAGAGAUGGGAUGCCGAAGAAGGACCCUGUCCCCGGGAGCCUGCAGGAAAGGCCAUGAGGGCAGAAGCAGAUAAAAAUACUCAAAGGAAAAGGAGUUGGUUUAUGCUGUAUGGACUUCAUGCCAGCAGGGAUGUGGAGGGCAAGGCCAUUUGCUGAGAAAGAAGGGCCUGGUGACAGGGGAGAGGAGAGGUGACAAGGAACAGAGAGGUCAAUGGCCUGAGGGCUCUGCUGGGGCUGGAGACCAUGGGUCUGAGUUGUUAUCAGUCUGCGUGGUGGUGCAUUUUUUCUGCAGCUAUAGGUAUGGAGUCACAGAUGGGACAUUGGGCCCACCUGAGGCUGAGGAUGGCAGAGUUGCCAUGAGGGCAGACCCAGUGGCACAGAAUGAUGCUGGUGAGGGGGACAGAGGUGGCACACUCAGGGAUCAGGCUGGACUGGGAGGGAGUGAGGCUGGGAAGAUUGUGAUGACCUUGGAGGAGAGGGAGGGGUCGCAGGUUGAGGCUCAAAGACGUUGAAGGACAGAUGCCAUGUGAGAGAGGCGUGAGAGAGACACCAGGGGCUGAGAUUUCAGCAGAGGGGCCGUGUGGGGUAGUGGCGAGGGAGAGUAUAGCUGUGGAAAUGAAUUUCCAAAGAGAACCGCGAGAAGCCAGGAAGAAGGAGCCUGAGGAAGCCCCGUGUUAAGGGCUAAUUGUUCUCAUUUAACACAUGAGGCAACAGAGACACCUGAGCAGUGCCUUGCCCAUGGUCACACAACUGGUAAGAGGCAUGUCAGCCGGAUGCUGAAUCUAGUGUUGUCUCCAUGACCCCGCCCUGCAUCUACCUCUGGGGACAAGGAUGGUGUGUCCCUCCCAGGAAAGCCAAAACUUUGGGGCAUUUGUUCAGGGAGGGAAGAAUCCCCUUCCUUCCCUCUUUCUCUCCACUCUCCCCCCUCCCACCCGCUGUCCUUCCCCACCCCUAUUGAUUCCACCAGUGGGAGACUAAUGGACCAGCAGCGUCCUUCCCACUGUGACUCAGACAGGGGCCUGCUGUGACAGGAGCUCAACCCGAGGGGCUGGGAUCCCAGGUAUCCAGACCCAGCCCUGCUCAGCACUGCCGCCUCCCUUGAGCCUCCCGAGGUGGCCAGGGCACCUGGCUUCAUCCAUUCUACUCCUGGGUCAGGCUGAGAAAAGGCCAUGUUCCUCAAUGCCAGCAAGGUCUCCUGUCCACAAGGGGAGCUGGACCCCAGGCCUUCAGCUGACGACAGUGCUUAAACCAGUAUCAGAUAGACCCGGGUGUGCUUCCCAGGCCAUGAGACCAUGUCCAAAUCCCUCAACCGCCUUCUAUAGCCUCAGUUCUCUCAUCUAUAAAAUAGGUGUAAUAAGACCGUCAACCCCAUAAAUCUGGCCGGAGGAUUAACUGGGUUAAUAUGUGUGAAAACACCUAGCACAGAGCCUGCCACAUAGAAAAUGGAAGCGGUUACAGUUAUCAUUAAUGCUAAAUGAAACACUGUAAUGUCAGAGGAAAGGGCAGAUCCCCAGUGGACAAGCAAUUCUGACUUUAGCCAAUUUGGGGGAGACUGGAGUGUCAGUCCUCAUGACACUAUUGCGGGGGGAGGGGCAGCCCUGUCUGUGGUUUUGGUGGAAGCCUCCGAGCAGCCCCUUCUCUGUCUUUCCUCCUACCCCAUGCAGGAGUGUGAAAGAGGUCCAGAGUGGCUCAACACCUCCUUUCUCAGGCAUUCGGGAUGACCUGGUUAUUUAACUGACCUGCUGCAGGCUCCCUUUCAUGCAUUUAUGCAUUCACCCUGCGGGAGCACUGAGCCCCAACCAGCACUGAUGAUUUGCUGGCACCCAGACAUGCGGCUGAGAAUAUUGACAUACUUCUGAAUGGGUUGGCAAACAGUUGCUGUCUCCAGGUCCUAAGCAUCCCCAACUACUCCCACUCCCACCCACCACAUGGCAGCUGCCCUGACUCCUUCCCCAGGACCACGCCCCCCCAUACCUCCCCACUCUCCAGCAACUGAAGUUAACCCUGUAAUCAGGGCAUUCCAGAAAGAAUUGCAUUGUUGUAGAGAGAGGGACGUGAAGGGGGCAUGGGGAGGCACAUCCCUUGGCUUUGACCUGCCCGGAUUUGCUUGAUCUCUGUGGAAGGACAAAUAGCUGAUCAUCAAGCAGCUGAUCACAUCUUUUCAGUUCUCCACAGAUCUGCUAGGGCUUGACCAGAGCCUCAUGGGCGGAGGAAACUCUUUCCUGAUAAGUUCUGUUACCACCCUCCCCUGGCUGGUUUCAUCCCCUGGCAGCUCUCCCCAGCACCUUCCUUACCCCAUCCACUUCCCUCCCCACCCCCUACCAGCUCUCAGACUCUUUUCAGUGCCUUUCUUCACUGACCUAUUAACCCGAAUUCAUUUUCUCCCUUACCAUUCCCACAACCAUUGCAAUCACAAAUGAUCUAUUAAUUCACAGUCAUUACAACCAUCACUGCAGUUAUCAUUGUGUCUUCAACUUGAGCCAUUUUGUAUAAGGGGAAGAGGAUGCCACUAAGUGGGGUUUGAAAUGCAGCUGGUAAUUUACUCAUAAAAAGUAAUGAAGGGUCUUCUUCCAUCCCUGAGGUCCAGGGAUGGGUUUUUCACUUGGAAACUAAUGGGGGGACUUCAGAAACGAGUGCCAGCUGGUGGCAAGCAACUUCUAUCUAUAAAAGUAGGGCUCUACUCUUCAAGGCAGCUAUUGACUCCAUUUUACAGAUCAGAAAACUAAGACUUAAAGAAGAGUUGUGAGGUUUACAUUGGACGGCGUAUGACAGGUAAAGUGUAUGAUCCAACAAAGCAGGUGCAGUCAGGUCUGCCCUGCUCAUUCGGUCUUUUCCAGUGCAUCUCCCUCAACGCUGUCUCUCAGGCUCAAAGGAACAUGCAUGACUGGGUUGCAUAGGCUGAUGGCUCUGUGGAUAAAGAAGAGGGGUUGGUUGGGUUUAGAUGACUGAAAAGUUCAUCUCUCCCUCUCUUGCUUCCCCUCCCCACCUCUGAUACCCAAGCAACAACACGUGCACCUCUCUCCACGGUCCUGAACCAAUGUCCUGCCCAAUGCACAGUGAUUUCUCUGGCAAGUGAGGAGCAGGACUUAUCUCCAGCCCUGUGGCCCUCCCCAUGGCCCUCCCCAUGGCAUGUAAGCAUGCCAUGCUUACAGCUGAGAAUGAGUCUCUUGGUAAUGAUUCAAGGUAGCCCCAGAAUUUCUAACGCCGAACUUCCUGGAAAUUCCUGAAGCUUUUCUGUAUGUUGCCUCCGCUUCCUCCCAAGAGGAAGGUGUUGCUUUGGUGUCGAAGUCCUUUGUUCAGUGACCUGGGCUGGCCAUGCAGAGAGCCGGAGGUGGCAUGGGUUAGUGGGUGGGGCCAAAACCCAGAUAACAGAUAUCUUUCCUGUGGGACCCAUUGCCUUUAUUUCAUUCAUGAAUCUUCUAUUAACUUGGAGCAUUCCACUGGCUAAGUUCAGCAGUUAGAAAACAGACUCUCCCCUCAUUCUUUUUCUCUUCUUUCAAUCUUUACUUCCUCAAAUACUUACUGAACGCCUCUUAGGGCCAGUCCCUAGGUUACAUAAGAGGGACCCCAAGCUUGAGGUUGUGCGGUCCCUGUCUUCAAGUCUAGGGCAAGAGACUGACACAGAACUAAUGACACAAAGUGGGAA
Mirounga angustirostris (Northern elephant seal) is the source of this 5988-nucleotide messenger RNA. RefSeq names its product trafficking regulator of GLUT4 (SLC2A4) 1 (gene TRARG1). Gene Ontology annotation, cellular component: membrane. Lineage: Eukaryota; Metazoa; Chordata; Mammalia; Carnivora; Phocidae. Bases 441 to 956 code for a protein of 171 amino acids. The transcript has 2 exons. The record is from RefSeq and is a predicted model, not a curated record.